AUGGCAAAGGGCACAACAAAGAGUGCGGCGCCGAAACGAAGCGCAAGCAAAGCGGCGGUCUUCGAACAGGACUCCGAUGGCUCAGACGAUGGAUCAUUGCAGCUCGAUUCUGGCAGCGAGCUUGGGUCCGACUUGGAAGGGUCCGACGACGACGAGGCUUCUCAACGAAACCCAGAAGAAGAAGAAGAAGAAGAAGAAGAAGAAGAAGAAGAAGAAGAAGAAGAAGAAGAAGAAGAAGAAGACGAGCAAGAGGAGAGACCAAAGUAUGCUCAGUUCAUGGACGACUCUGAUCUCGAAGAGGCUUCAGAUGACGAUUCUCAGGACGAUGACGUCUCGGACGACCAAGAGGAUGCCGGCCGUGCCGCGUACAGCAGCGACGAAGCAACAUCCGACGACGAACAGGACGGCUUGCAGCAGCAGAUGAAGCAGAUUCCAUUCUCGGCUCUCAUGAAGGCCAGGCAGCAGAUGGCUGGCGACGAUGACGACGAUUUCAGCGAACCCGACAUUUCCGACCUGGAAGAAGAUGAAUUCGCACAGGACCGCCAGCGUCUGGCCCAGGCUAAAGCAGGCAAGCAACCGCAGCGUAAAGCAAGAACCAACACCUCAUCCGACGCCGACGAAACACUGGAACAAAAGCGUCGCGAGGUGCGAGAGCGUCUGCGACAGCUGAGUGGAGGCACAGCUACCGGUUCCUCCUCCAAUGGUGCUGCCGAUGAUGCAUGGGCGGAAGCUCGCAAGCAGCGCGAACAACGACGCAAAGAGGCAAACGAACGCAAGGAGCUCGCCAAGCGGUCCAACAAGAAUGCCCCCACCGAAGUCUCGAGCAAGCGACCGGUCUCGCGUCGUCGCAACGUCAUCGAGACCGCUUCGAACCAAGUGCGCGAUCCUCGCUUCGAGUCGCUAUCCGGAAGCGUCAACAAAGAUCUCUUCGCCAAGUCCUACUCCUUCCUGCCGGACAUGUUCAAAGACGAGCUGAGUACACUCAAGAAGACGCUCGCCAAGCUCAAGAAGCAGGAGGCCACGCAAGCGGGACCCAAGGCCAAGUCGGAGCAGGCGCUGGCGAUUCGCGAGGAACGCGCAAAGGUGGAAGCUGCACUGCGCAGAGCAGAGGGUUUGGCAGGCGAACGUGAGAGAAGGGCGAGAGAGUCUGCGGUGAAGGGCAAGAUCAAGGCACAGAACAAGGAGAGGGUGGAGAAGGGCUUGUUGCCCUUCUAUCCCAAGAAGAGCGAGGUCAAGCAGAUGCUGCUCAAGGAUAAAUACGACCGGUUGUCGGGUGGCGGGAAUGAGGAUGGCAAGAGGGCAAGUGGGCAGGAGAAGAAGCAGCUCAAGAAGGCCUUGGAGAGGAGGAGGCGCAAGAACACGCAGAAGGAAAAGCGAAAUAUGCCGGCUGGGAUUGGGUUUGCCACGGGAGCCAAUGCGGCGAUACCCAAGCGCAAGAAGAGUCAGGACGGUGGUGCUGCCGGAGAAUCCAGCAAACGAUCUCGCUUCUGA
This is a messenger RNA of Sporisorium graminicola, 1491 nucleotides long. RefSeq lists its product as uncharacterized. The transcript has a single exon. The record is from RefSeq and is a predicted model, not a curated record. Gene Ontology annotation, biological process: maturation of SSU-rRNA from tricistronic rRNA transcript (SSU-rRNA, 5.8S rRNA, LSU-rRNA). Lineage: Eukaryota; Fungi; Basidiomycota; Ustilaginomycetes; Ustilaginales; Ustilaginaceae. The coding region runs from base 1 to 1491 and encodes 496 amino acids. Gene Ontology annotation, cellular component: nucleolus; 90S preribosome.